AACUGCACAUGAUAAAUUAAGGAGGUUCAUCGAAGAAAGAAAGGAUAUCGAGGAAGUGUAAGUCAAGACUCGAGAAAUUUUGAAGCACAAGGGAAAUGGAAGAAAAUAAAAUUUUGUGGCUGGCCUUGACCCUUUACAUGAUCGCUGCACCCGUUUAUUGUCGAUAUCACUCUCAAAGCGUGCCAUAUGUAUCCCUGCGGAAGAAAGUUAGCAAGCUCCACUUCUUUUUCCAUGACAGAAUUAGCGGCAAAAAUCCUACUUCUGUCCUUAUAGCACGUCCUAACAUCACCAAGGAGGAUAAGUCACCAGCGCUGCCAUUCGGCAGCUUAUUUGCCGUUUAUGAUCCGUUAACAGUAGGUCCUGAACCGACAUCUGAGGUCAUUGGUCAUGCAGAGGGGCUCUAUGUAUCAUCCAGCCAAGAUGUCUUGACACUAGUAACAUAUCUUGACUUCGGUUUUACCUCAGGCAGGUUUAAUGGGAGCUCUUUAAGCUUGUUUUCGAGAAAUGCAGUAACAGAGAAGGAACGUGAAGUUGCUGUUGUUGGAGGGAGAGGAAAGUUCAGGAUGGCUACAGGGUUUGCUCGGCUUAAGACCCGCUUCACAAAUGAAACUGCUAGCGGUACCGUUGUAGAGUGUCGUGCGACUGUGGUUCAUCACUAAACACAGAAUGGCCCUCGGGCCCUUGGCAACCAGCUAGAAGUCCAUUAAUAAAUAUUAGUAAAAUAAAUAGUCCUUUUUUUUUCUUAAAUGAGAAUCCAUUUUCAUUUCGUAAUUAAACCCAUCCAAUCUAACAAGUUGAUUCCAAAAAUUCACAAUCCAGAAUAUAAUAUGGAUCAGAUUUUAAAUUGAAAAAAAAAAGAUCUGAUAAAG
Molecule: messenger RNA, 869 nt
Organism: Populus trichocarpa (black cottonwood)
Lineage: Eukaryota; Viridiplantae; Streptophyta; Magnoliopsida; Malpighiales; Salicaceae
Product: dirigent protein 4
Exons: 1
Coding region: 96-659 (187 amino acids)
Source: RefSeq, a predicted model, not a curated record